Molecule: messenger RNA, 360 nt
Organism: Penicillium alfredii
Lineage: Eukaryota; Fungi; Ascomycota; Eurotiomycetes; Eurotiales; Aspergillaceae
Exons: 2
Coding region: 1-360 (119 amino acids)
Source: RefSeq, a predicted model, not a curated record
AUGAAGUACGCCGGCGCUUCUGCCCUCCGGCUGGCCUACCCCGACGGGCCCUCUGCCUACGGGCCCGCCCCCGACCGGCUUCCCCCGGUGCCGUCGUCCGGCAACCUCGGCAAGCGCGAUGGCCCUCCGAUCCCAUCGGACCUGCCCUUCUCGCUGCCCUUUGGCGACUUCCCUCCCCUUCCUAGCGACACCCCCACCGGUGUCCCUACUCCCUUGCCCCAGUCCAGCGGCAGCUUCGAGAAGCGCCAGGCUCUUCCCGCCCCGACGGGCCUGCCCUUCUCGCUGCCCUUUGGCGACUUCCUCCCCUUCCCAGCGGCACCCCCACCGGUGUCCCUACCGGCGUCCCUUCUGCUUAAAUGA